Exophiala bonariae is the source of this 2511-nucleotide messenger RNA. RefSeq lists its product as uncharacterized. The coding region runs from base 1 to 2511 and encodes 836 amino acids. Lineage: Eukaryota; Fungi; Ascomycota; Eurotiomycetes; Chaetothyriales; Herpotrichiellaceae. The transcript is spliced from 2 exons. The record is from RefSeq and is a predicted model, not a curated record.
AUGGCCAUUUUAGAGGAGAAGAGUGCACAGCAAAGCCGCUUAUUACGACGACAGACAACGUCUACCACCACGUUGGCAACAGUGGUUACUACAUCUUCGAUGGAAUCGGAUGACUCUGAAAUUACCAGUGUAGAUAUUUCUACCCAGUCGGCAAGCGUUAAUGUUCCUACACAGACUCAAACUGCGGUAAAUGUUGUAACAUCAAGCACUACCACCACUACCACCACUACUACCAGCUCAACAACUACAGCUGAAACGCAUGCAACCACUACGGGCGCCUACAUCACGCAAGUACCCACAUCAAGUACAACUAGUGGCUAUAUCACGCAAGUACCUACUUCAAGUACAACUGGCGGCUAUAUCACGCAAGUACCUACGUCAAGUACAACUGGCGGCUAUAUCACGCAAGUGACUGCAUCAACUACAACUGUCGGCUAUAUCACGCAAGUGGUUACAUCAAGUACGAUUGCCGCCACCACCACGGGCGGCUAUGUUGUGCAAUCAACCACUGCUGCAACCUCACAAUCGACAACUGACUCUUCAGUCUUUGUAGUUCAAUCGAGUACUACUGCAGCCAACAAAAGGACAACGACGCCAAUAAUCAUGACUGCGAGUGAGACUGGCCAAGCAACCGCAACCUCUACUGCUUAUGUGACGCAGUCUAGCUCCGCCACAGGACGGACUACAGUCUCAUAUUUGACAAGUCAUGAGAGCGUCACUCCAACGUUUACUGCCAUCAUCGCUGACAUUACGCAAUCAGCAACAUUUUCCGACGCGUCGAUACAUGCCACGUCUGCUGAGGAUGUUACGAUGGCAGUCACGUUGACAGGGUCGUCUCCGGUACUGGUGAUUAACACACAGACUUUCACAGAUUCCACGGGUGGCCUAUCGACGUCUAUUGUUUCUUGGACCUCCUACGUCGACAUCAGCGUAACAACGCUGGUCGCAGGCCAGUCCCAGUCAGGUUCAAGCGUCCCUCUUCCGUCUACUCCUCCGGACGAGCAAAGAUCAUAUGAAGUGGAGCUAGGAUUGGCACUAACAAAUACUCAAUAUUUUGAAGCCAUGUACUUACCUGUACUUGUAGCGGUGCUUCUGAAGCUUAUCUGGAGUAUGGUAUUCGCGGCUACCAAGUUGAUGGAGCCUUUCUAUCUCCUCAGCCGCGAAGGCGGGGCGUCCGCGAAGGACGCACUUACGGCCGACUACCUCUCUUCUAGCCUGUCCCUCAAUGGCUUGAAGACGAUGUUUAGCAGUCAUCCCGUGAUGCUGCUAGCCAGCUUUGUAUAUCUUCUGACUAAUGUUCUACCAGCAUUGGCAACGCAAUCUACCACUGUCCGGGCAAUAGCUUGGUGCGCUUCGGACACGAUUCCGCUACGGUGCAACCCCAUGUGGUAUCUCAAUAUUCCAAUGGCUCGAGUUCUGCAGGCCUUUCUUGCUACGAUCGCCGGAAUCAUUACUUUAUUGGCGAUAUUGUCUGCUCGGCGAGAAAGUGGCGUGUUUUCCAACCCAUCCUCAUUGGCUACAAUGGCAUCAAUUCUCAGCAACGAUGACCUCGUAUACCACUUGCAGUGUAUUCCGCAAGGGGCGAGUCGCUCCUUGUUGCAGAGUCAUCUAAAUUCUCACAGCUACACUUUGGCUCGAUAUCAGACGAGAUCAGGUUGCAUACGGUAUGGUGUCGCCAGAGCUGCAGCAACUGGAUCGACUACGAGGGCAAGAAAACACGGCCAGCAACGCUACUCUGCCGUGUCGAACCCCUCCAGACACAUGCGUUCUCCAACCACUUCAAAAAGCACGUUUUCCAAUAAAUUUCUACUUGAUACAAUAUUUCUCAUGUCAAUCCUGGGUCUUCUAGCGGUACUCGUAGCCUACUACCUGACAGGUGGAGAGAACCCAUUCAACAAUUUCUUCAAUCAUCACAAAGAAAGUCGAUUGGUUCUUACACUCAUUGCUGGCGUCGUUGACGGUCAUUGGAAGCAGCUGGAACGAGAAGUCCGCAUAUUGACUCCUUUUCGACGACUAUAUCAAGGGUCUGCAUCUCCAACGUCCACCGUGUUAGCGACCCAGAACGGCACGCCGAUCACGAGUCUGCUUACCGCAUUGUGGCGGGGCAAUCUUUUCCACGCCCUGGUGGCACUUGUCGCCACUCUUUCCGACGUGCUCAUCGUCACUAUCGCUGGAGUUCCGUACUCCUCGGCCCAGACGUGGAUGGAUUUUGUGGUUUGUAUCUAUACGAGCUGGGCUAUCUUGUCGAUCAUGUCAAUCACGGUCAUUGCGAUUUUCAGAUGGAGGGCAUUGAAUGAGAAAAUGAUGAUACCUAGUGAGCCUGCCACACUUAUUGAUGUAUGGCUCAUGCUUUGUAAUGAAAACAAUGGCCUUCGAGAGGAUACUCGGGGCUUCGAAAUGAGUGAUGGGAAAGAAAGGGAUGAGAUGAUCAAAAGAAGUGGCAGGCGUUAUUGGGGCGGUUGGUUGACGCAACCAGAAGGAUUGCAAAGGUGGUGUGUGGAACGGGAAUGA